Messenger RNA from Chrysochloris asiatica (Cape golden mole), 3123 nucleotides. RefSeq names its product zinc finger protein 451 (gene ZNF451). Bases 1 to 3123 code for a protein of 1040 amino acids. Gene Ontology annotation, molecular function: sequence-specific DNA binding; DNA-binding transcription factor activity, RNA polymerase II-specific. The record is from RefSeq and is a predicted model, not a curated record. Gene Ontology annotation, cellular component: nucleus. The transcript is spliced from 14 exons. NCBI's taxonomy places the organism in Eukaryota, Metazoa, Chordata, Mammalia, Afrosoricida, Chrysochloridae. Gene Ontology annotation, biological process: regulation of transcription by RNA polymerase II.
AUGGGUGACACCCUGCUGAUACUUAAAAACUUGUGGUACAGCUUCCAGGAGGGUAUUAAGCGUAAAGAUCACAUUGAACAUCAGCAGGAUAAAGUUGCAUUAACUCUGGCUCGUCUAGCCCGUCACGUUGAAGUGGAGAAACAGCAGAAAGAAGAGAAGAACAGAGCAUUCCGAGAAAAAAUUGAUUUUCAGCAUGCUCAUGGGUUACAAGAAUUGGAAUUUAUUCAAGGACAUUCUGAUACAGAAGCAGCAAGACUGUGUGUGGACCAGUGGCUAAAAAUGUCAGUCAAUUCUCAGUGGAAGAAGAAGCUUAAGAAUUCAUAUUCUGAUGCAGGACUCAAAACAGGCAUAAUUCAUUCUGGCACAAAAAGUUCAUUUCGAAGAGGAGGACAAAUGCGGGUGUCUGGGAAACCAAUUGCAUGUCCCAUAAUGCACUGUAACAAGCAGUUUGACAAUGGACACCUUCUCUUAGGACACUUGAAAAGGUUUGAUCACUCUCCAUGUGAUCCAACAAUUACACUACAUGGACCUUCUGUCAAUUCCUUUGCUUGUGUAAUAUGUUACAAAAAUUUUGUCACUCAACAACAGUAUCGGGAUCACCUUUUAGCUAAGGAAGCUGCAGAUGAUGGACAUAAAAACAACCUUCUUCCUCAGAUUAUCCAGUGUUUUGCAUGUCCAAAUUGUUUCCUUCUUUUUAACAGCAAGGAUGAGUGUUUCAAGCAUAUGUCUGGAAAGAAUCAUUUCCUUCAGAGUUUUAAACUGAGUGAUAACAAAAGAUUAGCACAUCCAAUAUCAUUUCCAUCUUUUGCAAAGAAACUUUUGAUCAGCCUCUGCAAAGAUGUUCCAUUUCAAGUCAAGUGUGUGGCUUGCCACCAGACACUAUAUUCUCACAUGGAGCUCACUGCUCAUUUCAGAGUUCGUUGUCGAAAUGCUGGUCCUGUAGCUGUAGCUGAGAAGAGCAUUGCCCAGGUUGCAGAGAAACUCUUAUUAAGAGCUUAUUGUCCAAAUUGUAACCAAGCCUUUGUGGAUGACACCGGUACCUGGAGCCAUAAGCAGAAUUCAGGACACAAAGUCCGAAUCAUUACCUCAAUGGAAGAGUCAGUUUUACUUUAUUGUCACAGCAAUCAAGGGAACAAAUCUGCUUCGGAGUUGCAUCUAUUGUUAGAUCAAUCAAAAGUUUCAUCACUUAAAAGAACUAUAUCUGACUCUAGCAAACGGGGUUAUAGCACCAUUCCAAAAAAGAAGAUGAAUUUAGAGAAUGAAAAUCAUGAAGAUGUGGUUUGUAUCCAGAAAGAAAAGUCAACAAUUAAAAUCUGGUUUUGUGAAUGCCAUCAACGGUUUCCAAGUGAAGAUGCAGUAGAAAAACAUGUAUUUUCAGCAAACACAAUGUGUUACAAGUGUAUGGUCUGUGGAAAAGUGUGUGAAGAUUCAGGGGUCAUCCGUUUACACAUGAGUCGGUUUCAUGGAGGAGCACAUUUAAAUAACUUUCUUUUUUGGUGUCGGACAUGCAAAAAGGAACUAAGGAAAGAAACCAUCAUGUCACAUGUAACUGAAUUUCAUAAUGGACACAGAUAUUUUUAUGAGACAGAUGAGGUAAAAGGUGAUAGUUUGCCAUCAUCCUCUGCAACAUUGGUAACUAACUCAACCGCUAAGACACCUCCUUCUACUAUUACUAUUACUGAUCAUUCCCCAGAAAACAAUCCUACAAGGGGCAAAUGGCAGUGCCGGAUUUGUGAAGAUAUGUUUGAUUCCCAGGAAUGUGUCAAACAGCACUGUAUGUCUUUGGCAAGUCACCAGUUUCAUAGAUACAGCUGUGCCCAUUGCAAAAAGACUUUUCACAAGAUAGAAACAUUAUACCGACAUUGCCAAGAUGAGCAUGACAAUGAGAUAAAGAUUAAAUACUUUUGUGGGCUUUGUGAUCUUAUCUUUAAUGUAGAAGACACAUUCUUGAUUCAUUAUAAAGAGCGCCACAGUAUAGAUUAUGUGUUUGUGUCAGAAAAAAAUGAAACUUCAAUUAAAACUGAGGAUGAUUUUCCAAUUUUGGAAACCAGCAACCUGCUAACCUGUGGUUGCCGUGAGAGUUACAUCUGUAAAAUCAACAGAAAGGAAGAUUAUAGUAGAUGUCUCCAACUCAUGCUGGAUAAAGGUAAACUGUGGUAUCGUUGCAAUUUGUGUUCAGCAACAGCACAGAAUUUAAUCAAUAUGAAAACUCAUCUCUGUGAAGUGCACAGAGAAGAAAAGAAUGACGUGGAAGAACAGCAGUAUGUGAUCAAGUGUGGUACCUGUACCAAAGCAUUUCAUGAUCCUGAGAGUGCUCAGCAGCACUUCCAUAGAAAGCACUGCUUCUUACAGAAACCCAAUGUGGCUCAUUUUGGGAGUGAAAAAGUAAGCCUGUACAAGUUUACUGCUAGUGUCUCACCUACAGAGCGAAAACAGAAACAGACAGUACACUAUUCCAAAAAUUCAGACAUGGAAAAAGGAGCCGAGAAUAACCUAAGCUGUCAGAAUAUAGAUGAAGAAAUUGUUGACCUUCCAGAUUUGGACUACCUGCGAACCAUGACUCAUAUAGUCUUUGUAGAUUUUGAUAACUGGUCAAACUUUUUUGGUCAUCUACCAGGACAUCUUAACCAAGGAACCUUUAUUUGGGGCUUUCAAGGUGGAAACACCAAUUGGAAACCUCCACUCAACUGUAAGAUCUUUAAUUACCUGAACAAAAUUGGAUGCUUCUUCCUUCAUCCUCGCUGUAGUAAAAGAAAAGAUGCUGCUGAUUUUGCCAUAUGUAUGCAUGCUGGCCGUCUAGAUGAACAACUACCCAAGCAAAUUCCUUUUACCAUCCUCUCAGGAGAUCAAGGUUUUCUGGAGCUCGAGAAUCAAUUUAAGAAGACUCAGAGGCCAGCUCACAUAUUAAACCCUCACCACUUAGAGGGAGAUAUGAUGUGUGCCUUGUUAAAUAGUAUAUCUGAUACCACCAAAGAAUGUGACAGUGAUGAUAACCUGGGUAUAAAAAGUACUUCAAUAGGAGAAGAAUUCAUAUCUACAGAAGGAAAAGCUAUUUCUUCUAAAGAUAACUCUUUGCGUCUCUUGGAAUUGAAUUUACUAGUUGUAUCACUUUGUGUUGUGUAG